Phoenix dactylifera (date palm) is the source of this 1146-nucleotide messenger RNA. NCBI's taxonomy places the organism in Eukaryota, Viridiplantae, Streptophyta, Magnoliopsida, Arecales, Arecaceae. The record is from RefSeq and is a predicted model, not a curated record.
AUGGAGGGUGAGGAGGAACCGGCCUCAAAACCCCUCCUUUCCAAGAAAAAACCUAUCUUGGGGACCAAAAACCAAACCAAACUCAUCAAACCCAAGAAAACCAACUCCACCACCACCAUUUCCACCGCCGCCACCCCGAAAUCCAAGCUCAACAAAACUCUCAUCUCCACCCCCAAAACCUCCAAUUCCACCAAGCUCGUCAAACCCACCAAACUGACCAAAUCCAACUCUACCAAUUCCGCCAAAUCCGAGCUCAAAUCGCUCAAAUUAUCCUCCAAUUCCACCAAAUCUUCCAAGAAAAUCCUAGAUCCACCCGUUCCCAGGAACAAGACCGCCACCUCCAAACCGGCCACCGCCGGCGAGAAGAAUUCCAAACCAAAGCCGAAGCCGAAGUCCGCCACCGCCAAACCAGAACCCUGGCUCGCCGGCGACGAGGGCGACGACCUCAUCGCCGAGUUCCGCGACCUCCCGACCCGCCUCCAACAAUCCCUCUUCCCCGACCUCCAGCGCCUCUCCACCACCUCGAAGGCCUACCUCUCCCGCGCCAACCGCGAGAUCGCCGAGGGCGUCAAGCCCUUUGUGGGAAAAAGUUUCGCUCCCAAAAUAGCCUCCAUCGCCUCCGUUCUAUUUCUCGUUCUGCCCCUGCUUCUCGUCACCGCGCUCUUCCGCCGCCUCCGCUCUUACCUCUCCCUCCACCGGCUCCUCGUCUUCAUCCAGGCCUACCUCGCCAUCUACUUCGCGACGCUCGCGGUCACCGCCCUCGUGACCGGACUCGAGCCGCUGAGAUUUUUCUACGCGACGUCGCCGUCGUCGUACGCGUGGACGCAGGCGGCGCAGACGUUCGGGUAUUUGCUAUACUUGGUGGUGCAGCUGAUCAAUUUAGUGGUGGUGUUCUCCGCCGGUGAGGGGGCGGGUGCCGGGGCGAGGGUGUUUGGGCUGGCGCAGAUGCUGGUCGGGCUGGCGGUGGGGAUGCACUACUACGCGGCGGUGUUCCACCGGGCGGUGACUGGAGAUCCCCCGCGGGCCAACUGGCGGGUCCACGCGGUCUACGCCGCGUGCUUCCUCGUGAUCUGCGCGUGCGCGCGGGCAGAGCGCCGGAAGAAGACCUACCUCAACGACGGGGGAGAAGACGGGAAAAAAAGCUAA